UAUUAUGUCCGGAAUGCGGCCACGGCAACAGUUUUGGUAAUAGACCCUACGAACGGAUAAAAGGCCCGUCGACGACGUGCGCAGGAUAAGCAGAAAUGCCUAUCCCCAUCUAUCGUCCCUGUAAUACCAACUCCUCCUUUACUCCAUCUGCACCGUUCACCAAUCCUAUCAUCACUACUGCCAUCUUCCCACUUGCUAAAAGCCCCAAGCCCCGGUCGGGAUCUUGCAAAAGCUUGUGUUUUUCCUUCAAAUUACCGAAAUUUAGACGGACCCGUGUUCCAUUAUGCGCUAAAAAUGGAGUCUUCGAGGAAUCUAAGGAUACCCUUUUGCCCAAAAGGCCCGAAAAUGAAGAAGCUGAAGAGCUUGAGUUACUUAACAAGCCAUCUCCAAAGCAAGUGAGCAAUGGGGCUCUUGAGGAAAUAGAGGAAAAUGAGCUGAAAACACUAGAUAAAGAUGAAAUCUUGGAGCCGUUCUACAAGUUUUUCAGACCGUUUGAGGAAGAAAGUGAUUCGGAAGGUGGAAACCUGCGUUCAGCUGAGGAGGAAAAUGAGAAGAUCAGUGUGGAGUAUUAUGAACCGAAACCGGGUGAUUUGGUGGUGGGGGUGGUGGUUUCGGGCAAUGAGAAUAAGCUUGAUGUUAACGUGGGUGCAGAUUUGUUGGGGACAAUGCUGACCAAAGAAGUGUUGCCUUUGUAUGAUAAGGAGAUGGACUAUCUGUUGUGUGAUGUAGAGAAGGAUGCGGAUGAGUUUUUGGUGCGAGGGAAGGUUGGAAUUGUGAGCAAUGAUGAGGCAAUCAGUGGAGAACCAAUGCCGGGAAAGCCUGUUGUGGAGCCUGGAACCGUUCUGUUUGCUGAGGUUCUUGGGAGGACGCUUGGGGGCCGGCCGUUGCUGUCAACCAGAAGGCUCUUCAGACGUAUUGCUUGGCACCGAGUGAGGCAGAUUAAACAACUCAAUGAGCCGAUUGAGGUUAAAAUAGCAGAAUGGAAUACUGGAGGUCUUCUUACAAGAAUAGAGGGGCUGAGGGCUUUUCUUCCAAAAGCUGAAUUGACGAACAGAGUUAACAAUUUCACAGAACUGAAAGAGAAUGUGGGACGUAGGAUACAUGUCCAAAUUACUAGAAUAAAUGAAGAUACCAAUGACUUAAUACUCAGUGAGAAGGAAGCUUGGGAGAUGAUGCAUCUUCAAGAAGGAACACUUCUCGAAGGAACAGUCAAGAGAAUUUUCCCAUAUGGUGCACAGAUAAGGAUAGGUGAUACUAAUAGAAGUGGAUUACUGCAUAUUUCAAACAUAAGUCAAGGCCGAAUUACUUCUGUCAGUGACGUACUAGCAGUUGAUGACAAGGUUAAAGCUCUGGUCGUGAAGUCAAUGUUUCCUGACAAAAUUUCUCUCAGCAUUGCUGAACUCGAAAGUGAGCCUGGUCUAUUUUUGUCGAACAAGGAGAAAGUUUUUUCCGAAGCUAAAAAGAUGGCGAAGAAGUACAGGCAGAAAAUAUCAUCUAUUUCCACGACACGCAAGCCAGAAGCCCUUCCAACGGAUGGCUUGCCGUUUGAAGAUGAAGAAAGGUUGUAUUCCAACUGGAAAUGGUUCAAGUUCGAGAGAGACAGCGAGACGAGCCCAUGAUGAGGGACAUGCAGAUAGUACAAAAUAUCCGUUAAUACAUCGGACGAAAUUUAACCAAACCUCUCCUUCCUGAUGACACUCUGGAAACAAAUUCAUUUCCAUCAUAAAACAUGUUGUGAUGAAAAUGGUCAUUUUGGAUCGAACCCACCGGAGAAGAGGAAAAGAAAAAGACAAUGAAGAAAGAAGAAGAAGAAGAACGAAAGACACUGGUGAAACUUCGGUGGACGUUGAGCCGUCUUCUGCAUUUCUCCGGUUCGAUAUCAGAUUGUUGAUUCAACAUCAACUGUGCUUACUUAAAAAGCGAUGGGCUUAUCUGUACUGCAGUUUUGUAAGUAUGUUUAUAGGAGUUGUGCUGGAUAGUUUUCUGCAGAAAAUGCUGCUGUAAUAGAAAUACACUGACUAGAGCAACAUUUGUUGAACAUUUUGCAGUUUUCUCCGAAGAUGAUAAAAAGUGUUUUAUUCCAUGUAA
This is a messenger RNA of Sesamum indicum (sesame), 2088 nucleotides long. It is a transcript of the gene PDE338, whose product is annotated as Nucleic acid-binding proteins superfamily. The record is from RefSeq and is a predicted model, not a curated record. Gene Ontology annotation, biological process: RNA stabilization. NCBI's taxonomy places the organism in Eukaryota, Viridiplantae, Streptophyta, Magnoliopsida, Lamiales, Pedaliaceae. Gene Ontology annotation, molecular function: RNA binding.